AAAGUACAAACGGAAGAUAGGAAAAAUAAAACAAAAAAAUCGACUCAUUCCCACGGCGGAACCCGGCGGCGACUCAUCGGGACUCAGAUGGAAACGGGCGGUUCGCCGUCACCUGGUAGCUGAUGGAUCCAUAACCAACAACUGGGCUUAAAUUCAUAAAAUCGAAUCAAAUUAGGAUUUUCUCAAUCAGGGCUCCUUCAAGUAGUAAUCAGCUACUAAGAGUUUUUUUGUAGAAUGGCUCCCAAACCUGACAUUGGUUGGGAUCAUGCCACACCAGUUAACGGCAGCAGAAAAAUGGCCCAAUGUAUUUACUGUGGGGAAAUCUUACAUGGGAUUAGAAAAUUAAAACAACAUGUUGCUCAUGCACCUGGAACAGUGGGACCCUGUCCAAAAGCUCCUAAAGACGUUUCCCAAAUGCUGAUGAAACAUCUUGCAAAGGGUAGGAGUGCGAGAGUCACAACAUGCACAGGGGGUGGAACAAUUCAUGAUGUUUUUGAAAUGGAAGGAGAUGGGUGCUUGCAAUCUGUUCAUAAUGGAGAUGAGAGUAGUGACACAGAUGAUAAUUAUUCAUGGGCUGACGGAUUGACCGAGCUUGAAAGGCUGCAUCUUAAGCAAGCCAUGGAAGAGAGUCGCCAAACAGCACGUUUGGAGGAAGAGCAAAGGAAAAAAUUUGAUCGCGCAGUUUAUCAAAUUAUGGCACCUUCAACUGGCAAUGAUGGUGCUGGUCCUUCAAGCCACUCAAUUUCCAGAACAAAGCGUGGCCAUUCUUCCAGAAACACAAUGAAGAAGACUCAUGUUGUCGAGAUGCAAAUUGAAGAAUUGGAAAAUGAGUUGGAUUUUCAAAAACAAAAGGUAAAUGAUGUUGAACAAGAAAAUUUGAAGCUAAAAAAGGAUAUGUUGCAUAUGCAAGAAGAACUUAUGCGCCAGACUAAAAUGGAGGAGGAAAAGAAUCCUGGUAUCUGUGAACUAAAAGCCUUGCUGUUUCAAAAGGAAACGGAGAUCAAUGAAUUGAAAGAAAAAUUAGCUGAGAAAGAUGAUGAACUUCGUGACGCGCAAGAUCUAAACCAGACUCUUAUACUCAAGGAACUCAUGAGUAACACUGAACUGCAGGACGCCCGCAAAGAAUUGAUCAAUGUUUGGCCUGAUCUUAUGAGUAGAUCAAAAGUUGGCAUAAGGAGGAUGGGUGAGGUCGAUCAGAUACCCUUUCAAACUGUCUGCUUACGCAGAUUUGGUCGGCAAGAUUGGGAGCUGAAAGCAACAGAACUGAGCUCUCUAUGGCAAGAGAUGGUGAACAAUCCAAACUGGCAUCCUUUUAGAACAAUAAAGAAAGACGGGAAAUUGCAGGAAGUAAUAAACGAGGACGAUAUAACUUUGAAAGAACUGAAAUAUCAAUGGGGCGAUGCACCCUAUAAAGCCGUUAUUGCUGCCCUGCUGGAUUUAAACGAAUACAACCCGAGCGGGAGAUACGUAAUUCCAGAACUGUGGAACUUUAAGGAUGGGAAGAAGGCCACUCUGCAGGAAGCAGUUCAAUGCCUAAUCCAUCAGUUAAGGGCUCUCAAGUCUUCUCCUUACGCUUGUUGAUCAAUCCACAUAUCAUGUGACCUCAAAAGCAUUUCAGCAGAUGUCUAUAUCCAUCACACGGGUUAGAGUUCGAUCUCUCCUCUCUUUUUUUUCCUUCCUUUUUGACUGACUAAAUACAUUUAGCUCACAUGUGAAUGUUUUUGAGGAGUUUUGCCCCAAUUUUCCGGUUAGAAGCCCCAAAGUGUUUGAAGGUUAGGGUC
This is a messenger RNA of Cuscuta campestris, 1781 nucleotides long. NCBI's taxonomy places the organism in Eukaryota, Viridiplantae, Streptophyta, Magnoliopsida, Solanales, Convolvulaceae. The record is from the annotation of a GenBank genome assembly.